AUGUCGACCGAGAAGAACAUCUCUUCUGUUCCUCAAGACAAUCAUUUUUCUCUUCAUGCCAAGAUGUCCCAUGAAGAGAACCGCCUGAAGAACAAAGAGUCCGAAAAUGGCGUUGUCGAUUAUGAAACUCCUGAAUGGAAGCAGAGCGAGAAGAGUCUUGUUCGCAAGCUUGACAUGACACUUAUGCCCAUGGUUUGGAUUCUUUACAUGUUUAACUAUCUUGACAGGAACAACAUCGCGCAGGCCCGUCUUGACGACUUUGAAGCAGACCUCGGUCUCGUCAACAAUCAAUUCAACAUCGCAGUAUCUAUUCUCAAUGUUGGCUACAUGCUCGCGCAGCUUCCUUCCAACAUGAUCCUUACAAGAGUUCGCCCGAGUAUAUAUCUACCAUCAUGCGUCAUUGUCUGGUCUUGUGUUUCGGCUGCCACUGCUGGAGUGACCAGCUUCUCCGGCUUGAUCGCAGUACGAUUUGUUCUUGGUGUUGUAGAGGCACCAUUCUUUCCAGGUGCUUUCUUUAUGCUUUCUUCCUGGUAUACCCGCAAGGAGCUCGCCCUUCGCACUGCGGUCCUCUAUUCGGGUCUUGUCAUAGCUACGGCCUUCUCCGGCCUCAUUGCAGCAGGCAUAUUCGCGGGUCUAUCGGAUACCGCCGGCCUUCAUGGCUGGCAGUGGCUCUUCAUCUUGGAGGGUGCCGGUAGCGUUGUUGCCGCCAUCUUGGCCUUCACCCUACUUCCAGACUUUCCAGAGUCCACAACUGGAAGCCAAAAGUGGCUGUUGACAGAUCACGAGCGUCAGGUAGCUAUCCAAAGGAUUGCCCUGGAUCGCGUUUCUCUGCCCGAAACUGACCGGUCUGUCUGGCAUGGUCUUGGUCUUGCUGUCAAGGAUAUUCGAACCUGGAUUUUCGUAAUCAUCCUAUGUGCCAAUCACACGGCAUACGGGUUCAAUAACUUUUUUCCCACUAUCGUUCGCUCCAUGAAUCUCGGCAAUCGUACCAUCACACUAGUCCUCACGGCUCCCCCGUAUCUGUUCGGUGCCGCUGCUUCCUUCUUGGUGGCUUAUUCAAGUGAUCGUUUCAACGAGCGCGGUUACCAUAUCAGCGUCCCAAUGGUCUUUGCUAUCAUCGGCUUCAUCAUUUCAGUGGCAACCCUCAAUAAUGCUGCCAGGUAUGCUGCGUCGUUCUUCUACUGCGCCGGCGCCUUUGCUGCCAAUGCGGCAGUUUAUUCCUGGGCAGCCUCCUCGUUGAAUCAAACGCCCGAGAAGAGAGCAUGCGCGACUGCUAUCGUCAAUUUGCUGUCGCAACUUGGCAACAUCUGGAGCCCUUAUUUCUUCCCUGCAUCAGAUGGGCCACGCUAUGUUAUGGCUAUGCUACUUAUGAUGGCCUUCUCUGCGCUCAGUAUUGUUGCAUCAUUAUUGAUGAAGUUUCUGCUUAAGAAGGAUAACAGGAAGCUGCUUGCUGAAGGAGAGCAGUCUGGUAGAGCUGUUAAGCUCUAUACUACUUAA
Molecule: messenger RNA, 1497 nt
Organism: Fusarium pseudograminearum CS3096
Lineage: Eukaryota; Fungi; Ascomycota; Sordariomycetes; Hypocreales; Nectriaceae
Exons: 5
Coding region: 1-1497 (498 amino acids)
Biological process (GO): transmembrane transport
Cellular component (GO): membrane
Molecular function (GO): transmembrane transporter activity
Source: RefSeq, a predicted model, not a curated record